Molecule: messenger RNA, 5215 nt
Organism: Contarinia nasturtii (swede midge)
Lineage: Eukaryota; Metazoa; Arthropoda; Insecta; Diptera; Cecidomyiidae
Gene: ken
Product: transcription factor Ken 1
Exons: 7
Coding region: 613-2424 (603 amino acids)
Biological process (GO): regulation of transcription by RNA polymerase II
Cellular component (GO): nucleus
Molecular function (GO): protein binding; DNA-binding transcription factor activity; RNA polymerase II cis-regulatory region sequence-specific DNA binding
Source: RefSeq, a predicted model, not a curated record
ACUGCCGUUCAGUCAUCACGGCUAAACAAUAAUUUUUAAACCAAAAGUAUUUGUGUUGUACGCGCUUUGAGUGUACUACUAGUACGUAUGUUCUACUCCACGUUCGUAUUUCGUUUGCAUCGCUUAUCUAUUAAACUAUUUAAUUUUACACUUACAACUUUAUCGCGUAGUGUAUAUAUUUCGGUUCUAAUGCAUCGAAAUUGUUUUUGUUGACGGUUUAAAUUUGGCCAUAAAUGAUUGAUUCUUGUGUUAAAAGAAAAAUCAAAAAGACAAUGGACAAGGCCAUGUUUUAAGAUAGUUUGAACCAAGGAAUCCAAAUCUGUGAGGUUGCAGUGUUGCAAAUGAAACAUAGUAAAGAAACCUGACCAAAAUUAGAGUUCAAAGUUACGAAUACUAAUUAAAUAAAUUGAAAAAAGCGGUAAAAAUUGUUUGAAAAAUAUUAAAAGAAACAAAAUAUUGAAUUGUUAAACGCCGUGAAUUUGUACAACAACGGAGUCACAAUUGGAUUUUCGCAACAACGAAACACACUGGAAUUAGCCGUUAACAUAUGCCCUGAAUUUGACACAUCACACCAUCUUUGCCAAUAUUUGCUGAAACAUUUAAAGGAUUUAUAUGAAAACAGCAACAGCCACCAGAUUAAAAUUUAGAAUGCUUAUGCUGCACUACAGUAAGCACGGUGAGUGCAUACUCCAAGAAAUUGGUGCAGCAUUUCGUGGCGAACAUCCAGCUGACUUAUUGCUGAUAUGCAAUGAUCGAGAAACGCUUCAAGCCCAUCGAUUAGUGUUGGCUGCCGCCAGUCCUCUUAUAAGAACUAUUUUGAAAGAUGUACCAGUGAUCGAAGGCAUAACAACAAUACAUUUUCCAGAUAUUGAAGCCGCAUACUUUCGAUCUCUAUUAGACUUUCUAUAUUCAGGACAAACAUGUGUGCCGGCAGCAGAUGUUGAACAUUUGCAUGAUCUCUUAGAUUUAUUACAAAUCAAACCAGGUGUAUGGAGAACUGGUGAUAAAAACGGCAAAGAAACCAUUGAAGUGUUGACACGAAUAUUCACAGAGAACAAUCAAAAAUUGGACGCACAUCACACCGAUCUAAAUUGCAAUCAAAAUGAAGAAGAUAUCGAUGGAACACAACAUGAUGAUGAGCAUACGCUACGUUCAUUGCAUCAAUCAAAAAGCCGAGAUUCAUCACCUAAUGCCCACCAUUUUGUAAAAAUGGAGCAAAUAAAUGAGAGUUCAUGUGACGAUGAUCGUGAAGAUGAUGAUAAUCUAAAUGUUGAUGAAGAACAGCCGUCCAUCGAGUUGAAGCGUCACCGGAGAAAAAAGAUCAGUAUAAACACAAAUAGCGCUGGAAAUGAUAGGGAUUCAAGUGAUGAAAAAACACAAGAUACGUCCGACGUAAGCGAACGAAGGCAUAGUUCAUCUGAUCCAGUAAACCUUUCACUUGGCUGCCGAGAUCGUGAAGAUGACUCAAAUGAUGGACACAUUGACGUUGAAACAAUAGGAAAUGCUCCCAGUAAAAGCUUGAUACCAGCACGCUUACUUGAACCAUUCCGAUCUAAACGAAAAGUUUUGUACCAUCAUCCCGAUACAGAAAUGUUGAAACUGCCACCAGAUCAUGACCUCAUUCAAAAUACACCCGAAAAUUAUGUUGUAACACCCCACAGAAAAAGACGCCCCGGCUUUCAUAAUUCACCGACUCAAAAUCCACCAUUCGUACCUUAUAACCAUGGUUAUAUUGAAGAUUUAAGGUCACGUAAAGGACCACCGUCUUCAUCAGCUCCACCGUCUUAUUUUCCAGGAGAUCGAAGACCACUAUCGCCAACAUCGCCAGCCGAAAUACUCUUCCAUUCAAAUCACCAUAAUAACAACACACGACGAAGACCACCAAGUGCAGAUGGCCCACUACAAAUGCCACCGUCAUUUGUUUAUCCUUGGCCGCCACAUACAGCAGCACUUGGUGUAACAGCAAUACAAACAUCGAAUUCAUUGAAUAACAAUGCGAUCGGACAUUCAGAGAACUCGAUCGAAAAUCAACAGACGAGCCGAAACAGUACUUCUAGUACGGGGACUGGUGGCAGCACCGGUAGUACGCAGUCAACAAAUUCAGCACCAGUACGAGAAUAUCGUUGUGAAUAUUGUGGCAAACAAUUCGGUAUGUCCUGGAAUUUGAAAACGCAUCUACGUGUUCAUACCGGCGAAAAACCGUUUGCAUGCCGUCUAUGUGUUGCUAUGUUCAAACAGAAAGCACAUUUACUAAAGCAUUUGUGUUCGGUUCAUCGCAAUAUGAUCAGUACACCCGAGGCAAAUGGUAGAUUUAGUUGCUGCUUCUGCUCAAUGUGGUUCGACACACUUCAAGAACUAGUUCGACAUUUAUCUGGGCACCACAACAACAUGUUAUUGAGCAAAAAUUUAACGUUACGAGAUUGAUGCGUUAUCACCUCAAACACAAAAUAUGCAAAAAAAAAUAUUUUCACAACUUUUUAUACCACUUAUUUAGGUGAUAUACAGAAAUGUUACCUUGUUGAUAGUUUUUUUUAGUUUGAUCAACUAGCAGUUAACACUUUUUCUUUCAAAUUCACGAUUUUUAUGAUCAAUUCGCACAUUAACAUAAUAAUAACCUAUUUUAAGUAUGUACGUUAAUGAAAUUUUAGAAGAAAGCUUUUACAUUAAUAUAAAUUUUGAAGAAAAAAGUGUGUAUAUGUAGAUGUGUGUGUGUGUGUACGCGUGUGUGUGUGUGUGUGUGCGAGCAUGUUUGUGUGCGUGAAAUACAACAUCAGGUUAAUUGUAACGGAAACUUAACGAUAUACACCACACGAAGAAAAAACAGCAGAAGCAAUCUGUGAUUAUUAUUGUUAUAAAAAUAAGUAUAAAGUUCAUUUUCGUUUUUGGAGUAAACAAAUGAAAUAGAAUUUUCCAUAUUCGAUAAACUUGAAAUGAAUGUAUUCUUCGUUCAUUGGAACCAAGAUUUUUACCAGAACCAUUUACUCACAGUAAACCUUUGAAUUCUACAUUGAACCAACUAAAUAUAGGGUUGCACUUUUCUGAGGAACUAAUGCAUUAUUUGUGUGUGAGAGAUUAUUGCGCAGUGCGCACUGAUUGUUUUAUAUCAUUUUUAUACCCAAAACAUAUACACAACAUUUCGUUUGAAACGAGUUCUAUUUUCGUCAAACAUAUUUUCCAGUUUUGGUAAUCCCUUGAAAUUUUAAAAUAACAAAAACUAUAAAGUUUAAGUUAAAUGGAAAUAAUCAUCAGUGCAAACUCAAAAUACCGUCCGCAAAAGCUGAAAUGAGAUCUUAGCUAUUCAACUCUGAUGGAAACUAAAUAUCAACCAAUAUGACGAAAUGAAAGGAAUAAUGUUACCAAUAUAGAAUAUUCAAAUACAAAUUGAGCUUCAAAUGAUAUUUAAGAUCCAAAAUAUAAUCCCAACUAAUUAUUUUUUUUUACUAUUUUGACCCUCAGAAUUAGUGUAAUCGAAAUUUCCCACCCCGUUAUAUUUAAGAUGUUUGAAAUUCCAUUUCACUUUUGCAUUUGUUUGCAAUGUGAAAAAUUUGCGUAAAUUAUUUCGUAGAAAAAAUUAUUCCUAAAUAAAUUUGUAAAAGAUAGCUAUAGGAAGUAUACUUGUAACUAUCAUUAAAGGUGUAAAAGAGUGUAUUGAUCGCGAACAACAAACGUGUUUGUUUGUCUUUUGUCACUUCUCAAAUAACAGAAAUAACGCAUUUUGAUGUUAUUUUUCUUUUUGUGAGAAGUGUUCACAGCCGUUCUUUAGCAAGAUUUUUUCAACAAUAAAAAAGUAUUACAUUUAAUUUGUUGACUUUUGUUCAAAACUUUGAUUAUUUUCAAAGAAGCGGUAUAUAUCCAACAGAAUGGAUAUUGUUUUAUAAAAAAUAAGCACUCAUUUCUCUUCACUACAUUUCAGAUAUUUAUUUGUGUAUUAAAUAAUGAACGUGGAGUAAUCGUUAUAAGGCAUCUAACCACCGCUUUAAUAUGAAAUGUACAAAUCUACCAUCUAAUGUAACGGAUCCUUUACAAUCUAAUAAAUAUAUAUUAUUGAUGAAUCGUAAAUUGUUGUAAUUGGCAACAAAUAUUACAAUGCGAUUUUGUUUAUUGAGAAUAAAACCACGCAAUAUAGGAUUUGGAAUAAAAUGUAUCGCAUGUAGUGAUUAUAGUAACAUUGUUAGUAACAUUCCUUCAUAUUUUCUUGUCCAACUGCGAGAACAUAAAGAAUUGAUUUACAUUUUUUUUUCUUGCAGAGUGAUAUAUUGAAUUGAUUUACAUAUGUAAUCUAGGGGUUUCAUUUUGGUGGUUUCAGUUAGAUAUUCAAAUCAGAAAUAAAUAUGAAAGUAUUGUUAGAUAACUUGUUAAAAAGUUUUCCAAAAAAUUACAUUCAGAAUUUUCACCACUUCAUAAUAUGACAAUAAUUUUCUGAUAUUCCAAAAAGCGGUUAUUACACUAUAUAUUUUAAGUGUUUUUUUUUAUUUGAAUGGUAGUUUUUCGAUUUUAUAGAAAAUUAUACGACGCACAAAAAACGAAAAACUAAACCGGAUUUUCAAAUUCCACAAGUAUUAUGCGCAAUCAAUAGUAAUAGUAAUGAACCACCAGUAAUGUUCAGCUAGUUCAUUUUUUUUUUCAUAUACACUAGCGCCUCUCAUAUAAAUAGCACACAUCGGUGGACAACAGAUGAUUUUUUUGCGUUCACUCACAAAACUAUAAUUCAUUGGGAAAUACAUAUGUACCUGAAGCAAUGUUCCGCAAAACAAUGUUCUGCAAAUCAUAUACAAAAUUCGUCAGAAUGAGAAAUUAAUUACAACACUUUUAAAUCGAACUUUAGUAAAAAAAAUAAUGCACCACCUAAUCACUAAGUAUUUUUUAUCAAUUUUUUAACCGUAUGCUAUUAGAUUAUUCCAUAUUAUGAAGCGUCCAGUUUAAUGAGAAGUCUAACAAUUCCUUUUUUCUAUUUGUUUUUCAAUUUUCCCAUUUCUGUGAAACGAUCAGGGAAAAAUAAUUGGAAUUAAUAUAGAAUAAUGCAAAGACGAUGAAACAAAUACUGCAAAUUACUAUUGGAGAUUGAGAAAUAUAAACUGGACGUUAAAAGUUUAAUUAAUACCAGCAAUUAAUAAUAGUUUAUAUUAUUAAUACCGUUGAAUUUAUUGCAUUAGAAGCAUUAUUAUGCUUCCCAUCGAUGGAAUCACCAACUCGAUAGCUUAUAUAAAAGCGUACU